GCUUGUAGUUGCCUUAGCUUUGCAUAUUUCUCUUUUUUUGUUUUUAAAUUUUUAUUUUUUAGAACUUUUUUUCGCUUUAUAUCUGUACUUUACUUUGUUCUCUAGCUUCUCUCCUUCUUCUCCUUCUUCUUCUUCUUCUUCUUUCAUCUCUGUCGAGACUGUGAUUUACCCGGGAAAGCUUCUUCAACAAUGGCGGACAUUACCCACCUCCCAAUGGAACAGCUUCAAGACCUUGAAUAUUGCAUAGACUCUAACCCUCCUUGGGCUGAAACUGUAAUUCUCGCAUUUCAAAACUACAUCCUGAUGCUUGGAACAAGUGUAAUGAUCCCAUCUCUACUAGUUCCAGCAAUGGGUGGAAGUGAUGGCGAUAAAGCACGUGUAAUACAGACUCUACUGUUUGUAGCUGGCCUUAAUACACUUCUCCAAGCACUAUUUGGAACCAGACUGCCAGCAGUAGUUGGAGGCUCCUUUGCUUAUAUUGUUCCUAUAGCUUAUAUAAUCAGUGAUUCUUCAUUGCAACGGAUAAGCGAUCAUCAUGAAAGAUUUAUACAAACAAUGCGGGCUAUCCAAGGAGCGCUAAUUGUAGCCUCGAGCAUACAAAUCAUCCUAGGUUACAGCCAACUUUGGGGUCUCUUUUCAAGGUUUUUCAGUCCUCUCGGUAUGGCACCAGUGGUCGGAUUGGUUGGCCUCGGAUUGUUUCAGCGAGGAUUUCCAAUGUUGGGAAACUGUGUUGAAAUCGGGCUACCAAUGCUGUUGUUGAUCAUCGGACUCUCACAAUAUCUGAAGCAUGUGAGACCAUUUAGAGAUCUCCCAAUCUUCGAAAGAUUUCCAGUAUUGUUCUGUGUGGCAAUUGUUUGGAUUUAUUCCGUUAUAUUAACUGCCAGCGGAGCUUACCGGGAUAAGCCAAAUGCAACUCAAGUCAGUUGUCGAACUGACAAAGCAAAUCUUAUAUCCACUGCUCCAUGGUUUAAGUUCCCGUAUCCUCUGCAAUGGGGCCCACCUACCUUUUCAGCCGGUCAUUCAUUUGCUAUGAUGUCUGCUGUCCUUGUAUCAAUGGUUGAGUCGACUGGAGCAUAUAAAGCAGCCUCUCGAUUGGCAAUUGCCACUCCACCUCCCGCUUAUGUCUUGAGUCGAGGUAUUGGGUGGCAGGGUAUUGGCAUCUUGCUUGAUGGUCUUUUCGGAACUGGCACUGGUUCUACUGUUUCUGUGGAAAAUGUAGGACUUCUCGGACUCACACGGGUUGGAAGUCGAAGAGUUGUUCAAAUAUCUGCUGCCUUCAUGAUAUUCUUCUCUACCUUAGGAAAAUUUGGAGCUGUAUUUGCAUCUAUACCGCUCCCCAUAUUUGCUGCAUUAUACUGUGUUCUGUUUGGACUUGUGGCUUCAGUUGGAUUAUCAUUCCUUCAAUUCACAAAUAUGAACUCUAUGCGAAACCUCAUCAUUACUGGCCUUUCGCUUUUUCUUGGGAUAUCCGUCCCACAAUUCUUCAACGAGUAUUGGAAUGCUGAACAACGAGGUCUUGUCCAUACUAAUGCAGGAUGGUUCAAUGCAUUCUUGAAUACGAUAUUCUCAUCCCCAGCAACAGUUGGAUUGAUCGUGGCUGUGUUGCUGGACAACACAUUGGAGGUAGAGAAGUCGAAGAAAGACAGAGGAAUGCCGUGGUGGGUGAAGUUCAGAACAUUCCGAGGAGAUAACAGGAACGAGGAGUUCUACACGCUGCCAUUUAAUCUUAACAGGUUCUUUCCACCAACAUAA
Carica papaya (papaya) is the source of this 1752-nucleotide messenger RNA. Its product is annotated as Xanthine/uracil permease family protein. Gene Ontology annotation, biological process: transmembrane transport. The record is from RefSeq and is a predicted model, not a curated record. Gene Ontology annotation, cellular component: membrane. Gene Ontology annotation, molecular function: transmembrane transporter activity. Lineage: Eukaryota; Viridiplantae; Streptophyta; Magnoliopsida; Brassicales; Caricaceae.